AUGUCGUGGUGGAACACCUCUACAGUGGCGGACUUUGCGACGGACUUCCUCCCAACGGGAGCGUACAACGUUAGCCUGAGGAAUGUGACGGGGACUGGGCAGGUUGACGGAGGGUCGCUGUGGACUGACGUGGCGCUCGGGAUCGUGCUGGGCUCCCUGUGCUUACUGACCAGUGUGGGGAACGCCAUGGUUCUACACGCCGUACGCACCAACAGGGACCUGCAAACUGUCAGUAAUUUCUUCAUCGUGAGUCUGGCUGUGUCAGACCUGGCUGUGGGGACGGUGGUCAUGCCUCUCAGUACCGUCAACAUCGUGGCACAUCAGUGGGUCCUGGGGCUGCCCGUCUGCCAGGUGUGGCUGUCAGUAGACUACGUAGCGAGCACUGCCUCCAUCUUCAACCUCUUCGUCCUCAACCUUGACCGCUACUGGAGCGUCACCACUCCACUGAAAUACAUGCGGAAGCGCACCAAGAGACGAGCCAUGGCCUUCAUCGCUCUGGUGUGGGGAGUCUCCUCUCUCUGGAUCAUCCCCAUCGUCGGGUGGCACGUCUUCGAGUUCGGGGGAGUCCGGAAAGUUCCGGGUGACGUCUGCGACACCGAGUUCAGCUCCAACUGCACGUUCAAGGUGCUGACGUCACUCUUCAACUUCUACUUCCCCAUGAUCCUCAUGAGCGUCAUCUACGCACAGAUCUACAACAAGGUGCGUUUGUUUAACCUGAGCGUCCACAUCUCGAGAGGCUCCGUUCCGACCGAGAACGACAUUAAGAUGCACGAAGGACUCAGAAGAUCCUCCACGUCGGAACUACAGCGUCUCAGAGCCAGACGCGGGUCCUUAAGCGUCGCUGGAGACAAAAUCCGAGGGACAUCUCCUGAGAAAAAGUCGUCGCCAGCGAAAAGUUGCAACGGUCCACGCGGUAGCCAGCAGCCUGUGUCCGUCCUGGCGAAAAUGACCUCCCAAAACAACACAGCAGUUCACUCCGUGAUAGACACAGUUCCCGAUGACGUGAAGUAUCUGUCUGUGGACAACAAGGAGUCGUGCAGCCGCCGCUCUUCGGGCGACAUGCCGCCCAUCCCGGAAGACGAGUCCGACCUGAAGAGCGAGAGAAAAAGUAGUAAAAUGAGCUGGCCUGGAGGUAGACUCAGUCCAAGAAGAUCCAUAGGGGAUCCGCAGGGCUCCCCCAGCAAGCAGGCGUCUGCAAAGAAGAGACUCAGCCUUACGCGAGGGAGCCUUCUCCGCAGGAUGAACCUGAAGAACCGUUCUCGCAUGCACUCGGAGAGAAAGGCGGCCAAACAGUUGGGCAUCCUGAUGGGCUGUUUCGUCGCCUGCUGGCUCCCGUACUCUAUCCUCUUCGUGGCGUUCUGUAACAGCACAGACAUAGGCGAGAACAUUCUGAUCGGCGCCACGUGGCUUGGGUACAUAAACUCGACGAUGAACCCGUUUCUCUACCCGCUAUGUAACGAUAACUUCAAACGUGCGUUUAGAAAGAUGUUGGGGUGUGGGGAGGGUUCGCAGCUGCAGACCACUACGACAUCGCGCUUGUAGUGAACGUACAUCGUCUGAUGCUUUGAAAUUAGGCGGGACUUUGGGAAGAAAUGAUGUCUACAACGGCAUUCUUCGCCUGGUUUGCGUCGGGAAUGGAGUACGUAUCCUUGUUUGAGAGACAAGUUGAAUUGAGGACAUAAACUUGUUGGAGAGAAAGGUUUGCUCUGAGUUCGAAGCACUGCUAUUGGAGCACAAAGCCAUGCUUUCGGAGUACGUCUAAUAGUUUUGGUGUGGAAUAGGGGCCGCCAUUUUUCAAGAUG
Branchiostoma belcheri (Belcher's lancelet) is the source of this 1802-nucleotide messenger RNA. RefSeq names its product probable G-protein coupled receptor No18. The record is from RefSeq and is a predicted model, not a curated record. The transcript has 5 exons. Gene Ontology annotation, molecular function: histamine receptor activity. Gene Ontology annotation, cellular component: membrane. Lineage: Eukaryota; Metazoa; Chordata; Leptocardii; Amphioxiformes; Branchiostomatidae. Bases 1 to 1542 code for a protein of 513 amino acids. Gene Ontology annotation, biological process: positive regulation of vasoconstriction; adenylate cyclase-activating adrenergic receptor signaling pathway; regulation of vascular permeability.